Postia placenta MAD-698-R-SB12 is the source of this 1725-nucleotide messenger RNA. RefSeq lists its product as hypothetical. Lineage: Eukaryota; Fungi; Basidiomycota; Agaricomycetes; Polyporales; Adustoporiaceae. The record is from RefSeq and is a predicted model, not a curated record. The transcript has 15 exons. Bases 1 to 1725 code for a protein of 574 amino acids.
AUGAUCAAGGACGGAUCUAGCGUUGCAGACAGCAACACGGUCGUCAACGGCCCCCACUCAGCGCUUGGCGCUAAGGACUAUCUUUCACACGAGCAUGACUUUAGCAUAAAGGAGUUGAAUGACACCCGUGGCAGCCAUACGAGCAAGGCAAAGAUCCCUAACAACUUCCUCACUUUGCCGGAACACACGCUAGGCGACAGGCCGUUCUUUGUGUUCAUCGGGAAGGAUGGCCUCAUAGCGGCGCUGCAGAAGCUGGACUUACAACUCAAGAAUGUACGUCGUAGCUAUCGACUGACUGUGCUUCAGCGUCCGACAGAUUGGAUAGGGAAAGAGGUCACGCCCGGGCGGAUUGGACUCAUCAAUCACGGUGGCCUGCCCAAAGUCUUGACCCGUCCCGGCAGAUACCCGGGGUUCCCGCUACGCAACUGGUGGGCUCGCUCUUUCAGCGGCACCAAAGGGCUUUCAGACACAGUGAUUGAGUUCCGCGGGUUGACUGUGGUACAAGUGUCCCAGAACCAGGCCGCAGUAGUGUCAGAUCCACAGAACCAGAUCUUUGUCAUCAAGAACACUGGUUUUGUGUCGUAUGCGAUUGAGGGUGCUUACAGGGUGCUCUCGGUUGUGGACCAGACACAUCUUCCGAGUCCAGUUGUGGACAAGGUCACCAAAGUCACUCUUGGAUGGCUGCACGAGGUUACCAUGAAGAGCAGCACGAGGGACGGGGUCGAGAAGGAUUACGUCGUAGCGCUUUUUCUUAACAUCCCCGCCAACAACUGUGCGAUCCUGCAAAAAGGUGACGACCUUGAGCUCCUCCCUGCCGGACAACACUAUAUCACCAAUCCAAAUGUGACCUUGCGCGGGAUGUUCACUCUCGGUGAGAAUCAGAUCGAGAUGCCCACGAAGGACAUCUUCACAAGAGACCAAGUACCCGUCAGCUUGACGAUUUACCUCAAAUGGCAACUUACGGAACCGCUGAAGCUCACAACGCAUGGCUAUAACACUCCUUACGACGCUCUAAGAGACAAGACGCAAUCAAUCCUUACUCAAAUCGUCGCGCAUCUCGACUAUAGUGCCAUGGUCAAACAGCGCUCACUGGGCCCGGACAACUUGGAUGACGGAACCGACGCCAGCUCGGCAUUCCUCGAUGCGCUGCGAACACGCGCCAUGGACGACUUACACAUCGCCGCACUUGAAUAUGGUAUCGUCAUGAAGGAUCUCGCUGUCAUCGAUAGGCAAUUCAAGGGCGAGAUCGCCACCGCGAUGCAGAAACUGACUACUCGAGCUCUGGAAGCGCAAGUGGAAGCCGCCAAUGUUGACAGAGAGAACAGCAACAAGAUCAAGCAGGAAGAGGGCGCUUUUGCCGUGGCACGGAUCAAGGCGAAAGCUCGGAACACCACUGCAGAUGCAGAGGCAUAUGGCGUGGUCGCCGCGGCCAAGGCACAGGCGCAAAGGCUCCAAAUCGAGGCGGAGGCGCAAGCGCAAGCGACGCGAAUGGCGGCUGAGGCGGAUGCGGAGGCGAUUCGCAUCCGAGCAGUGGCUGACGCAGACGUGCGUGAUCAGUUCGCGCGGGAGAUGGAAAUGCGCCGGGUGGAGGUGACGCGGAUCAAGGCGUUUGGCUCGAAGACGGUGUUCGUGCCGACCGACGGGAUGGGAGCACAGAUGGGGAGCGCGCUGGCCACUGGUAUGGCCGUCGGGAUGGGUGCUGAUGCUCGGAAGGAUGCAGUAUAG